This is a messenger RNA of Thrips palmi, 3027 nucleotides long. RefSeq lists its product as uncharacterized. Gene Ontology annotation, cellular component: plasma membrane. The record is from RefSeq and is a predicted model, not a curated record. Lineage: Eukaryota; Metazoa; Arthropoda; Insecta; Thysanoptera; Thripidae. Bases 319 to 2892 code for a protein of 857 amino acids. The transcript has 13 exons.
CGCGGACGGUUCCUGGACACGGCGGGGUGCGCUCUAGCCGAUCUAGCGCUGCGGACUACUCGUCUCUCGUGCGUCGCGACGCCGGGCGUACGCCGGGCGGCCACGUGAGCCCCGGAGCUGGUGGCGCUGGUCGCGCUCGCGGUGUUGUGUUCUGGUGGACGGGGUGGGACAGGUAGUGCUGGCUCAAUUUGGAUACCCUACAUCGCACUCCUCGGUGUCGCUGCCUCAAGUUACUACCCCUGUGCGAUGCGGCCCGUGGCGCGUGGCGGCCGUCGUGGAGGACGGGGCACUCGCUGAGGCUCAGCCCAGCGGGCCGAGAUGGAGGCAUGGGCGCUGCUGCUCGUCGCGGCCCUGGCCGGGCUGUGGCCCAGCCUCCCCGGACCCGGAUAUGUGGCUGCCCGCAAGGACCACUGCAACAAGACCGUGGACGUGUACGAGGACGUGGGCACGCCCGAGGUCACCCCGGAGAACUUCGGCAAGCCCCUGACCUGCACGUACCGGUUCCGGUCGCUGCGCGGCGCCAGGAGGGACGGCAUCCUGCGCAUCCGCUUCAAGAAGUUCAAGGUCGGCACGCUGGUCAACGCGAGCACCUGUCUCGGAGGCUACAUGCAGAUCAUUGACGGCAACGCUAAGUCGGACCUCAGCAACCGCAAGGAGCCGGGCGAGUUUUGCGGCGAGUCGGAGCAGCCGCAGACCUUCAUCUCGGAGACCAGCUUCGUGCGGCUGCUGUUCCACACGGACAACUUCACCGACCAGACGUACCUGAGCUUCGACAGCCGCGCCGAGGAGCAGUUCGAAGUUUACCUGCGCUACGGGCAGCACCCGGAGCUGUACCCCAACCGACGGGGGCAGGUUUUGCCGGGGACCUACUGCGAGAGGGUGUUCCAGGACUGCAAGCUGCAGACGUGCUACGUCCAGUCGCCCGCCUACCCCGGCGUGUACCCGCGACACCUGCACUGCCGCUACCAGCUCAACACGCGCCUGCCCUUCAUCAAGCUCUACAUCGAGAACGAGGAGUUCAACAUCGACGGGCACCGCUGCGAGAACAUCAUGACCUGCCCCAUGCGGCCCAUCUCCUCGGGUUCUCAGAACUGCCCCUACGACUACAUCCGCAUCUACGACGGCAAGAACGAGACGGCCCCGGUCAUCGGCACCUUCUGCGGCAUGGGCAAGUUCCCCUACUCCAUCAUCGGCACCGGCGAGGACCUGUUCGUCGAGUUCGUCACGUCGCCGGCCGGGCCGCUGCUCAACACGGGCUUCCACUUCAACGUGGGCAACUGGCCGGGCCACGUGGAGCCGGUGGGCGAGCGGACGGGGACCUGCAGCUGGCGGCUGUCGUCCAAGACGCUGUCCAAGGCCGGGGACUCGGAGGGCAUCUUCCUGUCCGUGGCGCACUGGUACCCACCGCACACAUCCUGCACCUACCUCAUCCAGGGCGAGCCCAACCAGAUCGUGCGCCUCUACUUCCCCAGCUUCCGGAUAAACCGCAUCGAGAGCCCCAUCGAGCCGUGGCCGGGCGACUGCGGCGAGUCGCUCACACUGUACGACGCGUCCUGGCCGGACGACUCGCGGAUCAUCAAGACCUUCUGCGACACGUUCAGCCGCGCGCUGGAGAAGCACGACUUCGUGUCGACGGGCAACGCGCUCUUCAUCCGCUUCGAGUCCAAGACGGGCAGCUACUCGGGCUCCUCGCUGUACUACUGGGCGCACUACGACUUCUUCAACAACACGCGCUUCGGGGACCCGGUGCCCGGCACGCCGUGCGACGAGACCUUCCUGUCGUGGCGGUCGCGCUCCGGCGUGCUGCGCUCGCCGCUCAACACGCUCAUCUUCAAGCAGGGCGCCACCACCUCGGCGCCGGAGAGGACGUCCACCGCCACGGGGGCGCUCAUCAUGGCGGCCAGGGCGCAGGCCGUGCAGGAGGCCGCCGACCCCUUCCUGGCGGCCGCGCUGCCGCCCAAGGACAUCCGCUGCACGUACCGCUUCGUUACGGACAAGCGCCUCUUCGCCAGGAUCAUCCUCAACAUCCACUCGCUGAGCUUCAAGACUGCGGCGUACAACACGGCGACUUGUGGCGAGUGCUGGUCCGACAGAGUGGACAAGUUGCUUGCCUGGGAGCCCCAGCUCAACUCCACGGGCCCCCUGGAGCCCCCCACCAACAGCAGCGGCGGCGCCGUGUGCCUCUGCAAGAACAACGCGUACGGAGCCGUAAUGGGAGGCAUCGGCCCGCUCCGCAUGGUGUCGCAGGGCGAGGAGCUGGCCCUGCAGCUGCUGGUUGACGGCGGCGGCGCCGUGUCCUCCUACUUCAAGCACAACAGCCCCCUGUUCGAGGCGGAGUACCGCUUCAUCCACGGCCCCCUGUGCGGACCCACGCUGCACCGCGCGGCCGACGAGGGCGACUUCCUGUUCCCCCACCUGGAGGCCCUGGCCUUCGCCGAGCCGCCCAGGGACAUCCACUGCAUCUGGGAGCUGCAGGUGCACCGGGACCGCGACCUCUGGCUGCAUUUCGAGAAGGUCAAGUUCCCCUCGCGGAACUGCUCGGACGGCAAGGUGGAGGUGUUCCUGCCGGGCAAGGUGCAGCCCUUCCUGACGGUGUGCGGCGACAACGAGACGGCGCUGCGCACGCUGCCGAUGCUGUCCUCCAAGGAGCUGACGCCGCUCAAGCCGGAGCACGAGCCGUCCGUCACCAUCCACUUCACGGCCUUCUCCACGCCCGCGCGCACCGCCUUCAAGAUCGCCUGGACCGAGCUGCACCACCUGCCGCGCACCCCGGAGGGCACGCUCAUGACGUCCAAGCUGCAGCAGCCCAAGGAGGCCGUGGUCGUGGCCAACAAGGCCGAGGCCGUGGGUGCGUCCAGUAGGCCCAGUAGCGCGGCGGCCGCCGCACUGUAGAAUCUUUUGUUCAGUUUGAGUCGACCAAGGCGCCACCUCCACGACGCGGCGCACGCCCGUCCAGGACGACGACGACGACUACGAGUACGAGGACCCGGCGCCGCUGUCCUCCCCGCCGGCGCCGCCCGCGCCGCC